AUGGUACUUGAUGUUGAAACAAUUUCAGAUAUAAGUGAUAUUGAAGAAAUAUUCAAGGCAUUACGUGGAUUUAAUGAUGAUGGAGAAGAUUGUCCUGAAGUAGUCAAGUCGAUGGAAAUUAUCAAAUUUAAUGCAUUAAUACCUGCAUUAUCUAUUAUUAAUGUAUUUUUUCUUGAUAAUUUACUUUUUAUUGAAUAUGGCAACGCAAUAACUGAUGUUAAUGAAAUGAAGGACUUUAAAGAUGAUGUUUUCAUGGGACUUAAUUUGCUUCGUAACACAUAG
Messenger RNA from Rotaria sp. Silwood1, 282 nucleotides. The record is from the annotation of a GenBank genome assembly. NCBI's taxonomy places the organism in Eukaryota, Metazoa, Rotifera, Eurotatoria, Philodinida, Philodinidae.